CAGACGAGUGCGGUUGGUUAUGGCGUCUGGUGCAGUUUUGCUGCUUUCGAGAGAUUGGUUUGAAUUUUACAGACAAUCGAAACGCUUUUUUCAUAGGCUAUUGAAUAAGUUCAUAUCUCAGAAUACGAUGAUCUUAUUCUCCUAAAAACACUGGAGAAAGCAAAACGUUUUAAAUCGUAGGCACUAAUUUGGUCUAACCGUUACUGACUUUUAUGUAGCUAUAAGUAUAAUGACAAACAGGUCUCUCGUCACACAGAUGUGAUAUUAUUGUCAUUUGGUUUUAUUUUGUUUUAAGACCUCAUAUUUUGAUUGGCUUCUUGAGUCGAUUCACGAAGUUUGUUUCGGUUUUUUUUUUUUUUAUUUUUUUUUUGUAGAAGUGUACCGCGCAUAUCAGUCACUACCAUAAGCAAGGAGUGACUUCUUGUGAAUUUGUGACCGGCAGGCGUGGGAAGGCCACCUCCACGGGCUCCCCGGAGUUACCGAGUAUCAUAUCCUCGUAGGUUUGACUGUUGGCAUGUUUACAGCUGUUUAUUCCAAAGUAAAAUCUGAAGAAUAAGCCCUUCCGAUGCACUGUUAGUACAUUUCUCUGUACUGGUGGUUACCCGAACAUUCUUCCAACUUUGUUUCCCGAUCAUGGAAAAUAUAGCUAUGGCUCAAGUCAACGCCACUCUUCCAAGAAGUAGGAAAACACCUUACAAGAACUGCUUGGCCAAAGCUCUUUACGACAAUAUAGCGGAAGCACCAGACGAAAUAGCCUUCCGGAAAGGAGCCGUGCUAACAGUGUUGGAGCAGAAUACCCAGGGCCUAGAAGGAUGGUGGUUAUGCUCACUGCGGGGUCGACAGGGGAUUGCUCCAGGAAACCGUUUACGCAUACUCCCUGGAAUGUACGAUCCUUCCGGAAUGGGUUUUGCAGGGGAUGGUACUGCUAUGCCGGAAAACGCAUCUACUUUACCAGGAACAUUUCCAGGCCCAGGGAUAAGGCAUUCCAGACGGCGUAGCUGGCAUGUAAACCCUAAUAAGGUUGUGAUGCCUCAGAAAGUAGGCGAUGUAUAUUUGUACGACGUUCCGGUUGGAACGAGGGUAACUGAAGAAUAUGAUGUACCUACAACACGAGCACGUGCGCCACUUAACCAUUCAUUACCUUAUGAUAUUCCUCCAGGAUCUCAAGCUGGAAGUUACGACACCCCACCAAGUCCCCGUGCUGUUGUAAUCCAGUCAACAUAUGACGAACCACGAUCUAACGCUCCUGUCAGUGUGGACCCUGGUGUUUAUGACGAACCAAGGCUUACAUAUCCAGAAUCAAACACGUACCACACCCCGUGGUCGGGAAAGAUUCACGAUUACGACGUACCGACAGCUGAGAUGCCUCAGAUAAGCAAGACUACUACUUUAGAUGCAUAUGGUGUGCCUCUUUCAGGUCGCUCCAGUGGAGUGUCCUUGCUUUCAACCAGUUCCUCCUCACUGUUAUCUUCCACCAGUGGCCAUUCGAGUUUAAACGCAUCGCUAUCCUUGUCCAGUCUAUGUGGGUCAAACAGAUCAAGUAUGGAGCCCCAGUUUAACGACUUGUAUGAUAUUCCCCAAAGUGAUCCUCGUAGGGUAUGCACAAGCACUAACGUCAUCAGCACGACAUUUCCUUCACGCAAGCAAGCAGACUUGAACGAUGUAACUCCUACUACAAAGGUUCCUCAAACAUACGAUCUGCCUCCCACGCCGAGACUCGCACAAAAACUACCACAAAAACUCCACGUGGAAGGUCCCUACGAUGUCCCUCCACAGGUCACCCGAGACGUCAGCCCAUGCACUCCCAAGGCACCUGGUGAUGAAGUGAACACAGUUCGGAGGCUAUCAGCUACAAGUACAGGGGAUGUUUUGCCACCGCUAGAGGGCAAGGAACUCCCUCUGGCAUUGGACGCUGCCAUGGAAAUGUUAAUGAAUCGUCACCAAGAAGUGCAAGCAUGUAUCAAUAAACUCUUCAGUUUCAUUAGCGCUACAUGGCGUAAGCGAGAAAAUUUAGAGGCUAAAGUUUAUGAUAUUCAGGUCACAUGUCAGAAACUCCGGAAUACGCUAAGUGAAUUUUUGGACUUCACUUAUGGUGCGUUAGCAAACUCGGUACAUGCAACCGACAAGACUUUAAGUUAUAAGCUUUUCAAAUUGAUCAAGCCGUUAGUGGACUCUAACACAAUCGUAGAAACCACCACACAGUCGCUGGAUGACAAAGGUUGGUUAAUUGCGGGCCUAAUCUCUUCAGAUGAACCUGGAACACCAGACGAGCUAGAUCAGUUAGUAGCUUGUGCUCGUGGACUUACUGAGGACGUGCGACUGGUGGCAUCCUUUAUUCAGGGAAAUUCAUCCCUAAUCUUCAAACGUUCAACGUUGCUCAUAGAUAAUAGGUUCACCUCCACCUCGAAGACGGGCGGCCAGAUGGUUAGUACCUUGGCUAGAGGUCAUCAUGUUCAGGAACGACCGCUUCCUUCCCCUCCUGUACAUAUAACCAAGGUAGACGACGAGUUUCGACUUGAGGGAAAGGAGUGGAUGAAUGAUUAUGAUUAUGUGAGUUUAGAAUCAAAAGCAACAGUGGAGAGAGAAAAUGAAGAGAUCAAAGCAGCCUUGCCUUCUGAACUUAGACAGUCCUUCGAGAAUUUAGUGAAACAGUCAGAAAUUCCAGUUCAAGUUAAGGAAGAUAGCAAGUCUAUUCCUAUAGAAAAUUCCUCAACUGAUAGUUUCCACCAGUUGAGUCCUAAUGAUCGCCAGCUCGUUCACUUUUAUUCAGCACAGGUGGAGAUACACAUGCUUCACCUUACAAAUGCUAUCGACGCUUUUUUGACAACCGUGAAGAAUAACCAACCGCCUAAGAUUUUCAUAGGUCACAGUAAGUUCGUGGUUAUCGGGGCUCACAAGAUGAUUUACAUUGGAGACACUUUGCAUCGAAAUGCUAGCAGUUCUGAGCUAAAAACUCGUGUAAUGCGGAGUUCUGAUGCCUUGUGCGAGUCGUUAAAAACUCUGGUAGCCAGUACGAAAAAAGCUGCCCUCCAGUACCCUUCGGUGGUGGCAGUCCAAGAGAUGAUAGACAGUGUAGUUGACGUCUCCCACGUGGCCAAGGCUCUCCAGGUGACCAUCACUCAGGCGGCCAUAGCAUUCUAAAUCUACCAGCUUCCCACACUUAUACAAACCUAAUAUAUUAGGACACUAAGUAAAUUAGUGAAUAUAAUUUCAGGGAAUAUUGGGCUUUUAUAUUUAGUGUGUUAGUCUUUAUCUGCUCAUCUCCCUCUCUUUUUUUUCAAUGUAUGUCAUAUAGUUAACAUAUGGUAUUAUAGCAUAGUGAAAACCCAAACCAAAGCUUUAGAAAAAGGAAAGCUGUCUGUUUAUUUGUAACGAUUCUUUAAAAUCAGAUCGUGAUUUUAUGUAACCUUUGUUAUUCUUGUAUUACGAGAACUGAAAUUUAAAACACGCGAAGAGUAGAAAAUUGUUGUUUCACUUUUUGAAUUGUAUAUUUCUGAAUAAGCUGCUGUUUAAAAUUCAGUAACUGGAAAGAAGUUCUUUUGAGAUUUGAAAUCGGAUUUGUUUGUGUUUUUCUUUUUUUAUGUUUUUCUCAAGCAGCUUUAAAAAAGGAAUAGCCCUUAUCAUACUGGUUUUGUAUUAUGCAACUGCAGUAAACGUUACAUACUUGAGCUAAAAGGUGAAGUACAUUUUUAUGAAAAAAGUGAUUUUUUUACUUGGAUACUGUUUUUUGUCGUGUGUAAACUGUGAAACUUUUUUCAUGUUUUUUUUUUAAUUUUUUAACUGCUUGUCGAAUUUUUGUUUUUACACUGUAGUGACAGCAGUAGUGUAAAGUACACACGUACAUAUGUGUGUAUACUUAUUACAGAAGAAAAUCCGAUGUUUUUCAAUAAUAAUACUAGUUUAAUUGAUUCAUAAGACUGAUUAAGUAUAUGUACUGUUUUCUUUAUUUUUUUUCCCUAGAUUUCAUAAACGAACUUUCUUUUUAUUUUUUGGAAAACAUAAUAUGGUAUAAUUUAUGGCCAUCUAGAAGCAAUAUUGAAUAGUGUUUUUAAUAAAGUCAAAUAUGGUAAAUUUCACAAAAAUACAUUCGUUAUUGAAGACACAAGUUUUUAAAGCGUGAUAUAAUUAAAAAUAUCUAACUAAAUUUAAAGAAGUCAAUCUAUUAAUGCUCUUAAAAGUGAUGAGAUAAUAUAUACGUGUUUGUGCAGAAUAUAAAUAAAUAUCGUAGUGUGUUAACGAUUCAGAAAAACUAUGUAUACACACUUUAUUUAAUGAUUAGUGAUUUAUGAAAUAGUCCUAUAGAAAAACAAACUGUGCUCACCAUGACGGUAGGCCAGUACUAAACUGUUUAAGUAAUUAUUUGCCCCAAAAAAUAUUGCACUGGCCUAAAUAUGCUGCGAAACAAUUUCGAACCCUUGUAGGCCUGUCUCGUAAAUUACGGAUCGUCAAUCUGAACCAGUGCUUCUCAACCUUUUCCAAUAUCAUUCACCCAUAUAAGUUUUUCACCCCAAUUUGAAAAAGAAGUACGAGAAUUGAUAUUAUUGAAUUAUCAAUAAAUGUAACGCGAAAACCUUUGACGGCAAACUCCAGCAUAACUAAAAUAAAAUUGUGAAAUUAAGCAAGCAUGUUUUAGCACCUCGAUAUUGAGUGUGUUUUCUAAUAUUUAUCAAACAUCAAAUACGAGAUUGUAAGAUAUUCAAAAGAAACGAGCAUAACUAACAUUGACAAAAAAUAUUAAAGGUCCUUACGGUGAGAAAAAAUUAAUAUUUAAAAAUAUGUGAAGACAGGAAGGUUAAAUCCAAGAAGAAGAAAUAUGAGAAAAACCAGAUGUUUCCCUGUCACUAGCUAUUAGAUAGGCCUAUUUUACUUAAUGUUUUUGAAGCAAACUUUGUCACAGCACGGUGUUGUGAUAAUAAACACAACCAGAUGUCGAAAGCUGGUUUUAGGAAUGAAGAAAAGACAAAAUGUUUUACUAUGCAUGAAAAAUAAUGCUUUAAAUUUGUUUCUAAACAAUAAUUUAGAAAAAUCCCCGAACCAGAGUAUAAUUGAUAAUACUCAUUCAUCCUGAUUCUAAUCUCAUUAACCCCUGGGUGGAACCAUUCACCCAGUUGAGAAGCACUGAAUUCUCAACCAACGACCUGUAAUUUACAUUAGUCUAAACUCUAGCACUGGCCAACUGGUUCGUGGAGCCGAGUUCAUUCCUUUGUAUGUUUAUUUUAUAAAUCAUUAAUUCUUCAAAUAUAAUAUGUGAUUAUAUACAUAAAUGUUUGUGUGUGUGUGUAUAUAUAUUAUACAAUUUUCAUGAAUGAGUCGCUUUUAAGUUAAGCCUGUGUUUAAUACUUGUUACUGGAACUUGGUGACAUAAUUGUGAAGAGUACUGUGAAUAUAAGUUGUUAUUUCGAUUAUAAGGCACACUUGCCUUUGACUGUUGUUGUGAGUAUUGAAUUAUUUCACGAGCUGUGAAAAAAAUAUUCCCCCUUUGGACAAGAUUUAACCCUCAGUUACAGUGUUAAGUUACGAAACGUAUGGUGUGAACCAGUGGUAACUGUCCAAACACCAUUUAACAACGAAUCCAUUCUUCAUUUGGAAAUAUGUUUAACGUACACAAAAUGAUUUGUUUAUUAACGUGUCUGUUGGUUUCAUAAUUAAUAUUGAAUAAAACGCAUGCAUUAGAAAUAAAAAACGAGUCCACCGGUGGGUCAGUGAUAAGUGUACGAACUUACAACGCAAAAAACCUGGAAUUCGAUUCCACGCGCUAAAUAGAACGCGAAUAGCCUAUUCUGUAACUUUGAAGUAAAACAAAUAAGCAACUAAGAUAUAUUUCUUUUUAUCGUUUUGUUGUCAUCUAGUAGCUUGAAAUUUUGAUUAUUUCUAACAUUUCUCUGAUGCAGCCUGGCCAUAUAAUAGUUUCUACUAAGGAAAACAAAACAUGAAAUAAAUAGUAGAAGAAAAUAUAUAUUUCUAACCAAGGGCGUUAUCUCCAAUUUAAUGACUUUACUGUAUAAUUAGGGGAACGUGUAAUGAAGAUGCCUAAAGUGCAACUCUUUCUACAUCUUGUUUAUUCUGUAAAUUGGAAGUUGGAUUGCACGUUUGUACCAGUUUAAAUUAGCAAUGCAGAUUUAUAGAUGCAUCGAAUCUCUUGGGAAAUACUAUUAUGUCAGGACAAACUUUCAAGUAAGCCUGGAUUUUUACUGUCUUCCUCGCAAUGUUGUAUAACUGUGCAGGUGAUUAGAAAACGUGUUUCCAAACUGUUAAAUAUAGUAUAUUAAAUACGUUGGAUUAUAAAUAUAUAUAUAUAUAAACAUAUGAUUAUGUAGUUACAGGUACUCUAGAACUUCUGCAAAUCUUGUUUUUGUUCAAAAAUUGUAUCGGUGCUUCUUAAGCGUUUCAGUUUUAGAAGUACUACACAUUUUGACUGACGAAAGCGGUUCGUUUUGGUUCCACAUUUUUGAAAUACCAAACACGUUUGCUGCAUUGUUUCAAAAUUUUCUGGUUGUUAUUAUCAAUGUUUUCCAAACUCUUACCAAUAAUAUGAAAAGAAGCAUUUUGUUACUUGAGGGGGUCAUAAGUUAAACGUACGAGAUGUUUAGGUUUUAACCUUUUCGUUUUCACGUUUUUUUAGUAAUAGUUAUUGUAAAUUUGUUUUUUCUGGAUGUUCUCCUGUAAAUUGUCUUCUUUGGUUUCAAUAAAGCACGUUUCUAAUGACA
Messenger RNA from Limulus polyphemus (Atlantic horseshoe crab), 6707 nucleotides. It is a transcript of the gene p130CAS, whose product is annotated as breast cancer anti-estrogen resistance protein 1-like. Gene Ontology annotation, biological process: cell migration; cell surface receptor protein tyrosine kinase signaling pathway. The record is from RefSeq and is a predicted model, not a curated record. Gene Ontology annotation, molecular function: protein binding. Gene Ontology annotation, cellular component: cytoplasm; plasma membrane. NCBI's taxonomy places the organism in Eukaryota, Metazoa, Arthropoda, Merostomata, Xiphosura, Limulidae. The transcript is spliced from 4 exons. Bases 634 to 3141 code for a protein of 835 amino acids.